Messenger RNA from Colletotrichum acutatum, 795 nucleotides. Its product is annotated as bet V I allergen. The transcript has a single exon. The record is from RefSeq and is a predicted model, not a curated record. Lineage: Eukaryota; Fungi; Ascomycota; Sordariomycetes; Glomerellales; Glomerellaceae. Bases 147 to 596 code for a protein of 149 amino acids.
CGGGCUUCAAAAGAGAAAAUCUACCGGCGCACAUGCGCAAUAUGUUUCCAGGGGAAUAUUGAUCUCUUUGAUCUAAUCAAAGCAUUGUUCCCUCAAGUUAAACUCAACCUCAUCUCAAAGCUUCCACUGCCGACCGUUCCGGCGCCAUGGUACAGGACAAGACGAAGGAAGUUGUGAGAGUGAUCGACGCACCAAUCGCCGACAUUUGGGCAAUAAUUGCAGCCUUUGGUUCCGAAAGGCUUUGGUUUCCCAAUGGUAUCAACUCCAGUCUUGAGGGAUUCGGUAUUGGAUCAGUUCGCACACUGACUUUCAACAACGGCCACGUGGUUCAUGAGCGAUUGGAGAAGGCCGAUCCGGAGACACAUACCAUCACCUACCUAAUUCUUGACGGCGUCCCAAACACGACAAACCCCCGCGGAACGUUGCGAUUGACAGCCAUGAGCGAGGACAAAACACAAUUCAGUUGGUCGGGCGCUUCUGAAUGGACGGAGCCAAGCUUUAAACCGGUUCUUGCCGGAAUGUUGGAGGAGAUGUUCAACGGGUGCAUGGAUGCUAUUGUGUCCAUUUCAAGUAGCCGGGAGGAAAGCUGUACAUGAUUUGAUUAUUAAACACCUAUGGACACAUUAAAAUAUGAAGGGCUCUAGGCAAUUAGGCGUUCUGGACUGAAAAAGCAGAGAUGCAAGGUACUGGAGAGUGCUCCUCCAAUAAAUAACUAUCGUACCCACUGCCCAUUGUCCAUUGAAUGCCUUGAAUUAAAGGAUGCCUGGCGUCCGAGGCAGCAUUCCUUAUGUCGAU